AUGGUGAAUUAUUUCCCUCUGUCCAAAGAUAAUAGCUGUGAGCUCAACGACGCUAACAAAGACGCGGAACAAGCUGCAAUGAAAUGGGAUCAGGGAGAAAAUUAUUAUGACUUGGUAAGAAGCUACACGGUGAAGUUAAGAGAAUCGUUUGUUGUUGAUAGAGUAGUCUUAGUUUUUAUUUUUUUAGUUACGUUUUCAUCAUAACAUAGCGCGCACGCAAGGCCACCUGUAUCCUAAGGGAGCUACCAUCAAAAAUCCUUAUUUAUCAUAUAAAUUAAGGUGUUAUGCAAGGAUUUCUAGUCCUGACAAAAGCCGCAAAUGGUAAUGGCUAAGAACGAAAAUCGACAACUGGAAGAUUUUACAUAGGCCCAUUUUGGCUGUUUACCUGAGACUUCUUUUACGGUAAGAAAAAAGUCAAUAAUGGAGAAUUUUGUAAAUUUAAAAUUCCGCCUACUGUUGGUUUUUGUAAUCAUGAUUCAACGCAUUUUUCCAUCUUGAGCCUCAGUUAGCACCAACGCACUGCAGAAUUGUCGAUUCUUCAAAUAAUUUUCAUUCCUUAAUGAAGUCGGCUUUUCUUGUCAACAAAGCGCCGUUUUUUGAACAGUUGAUAUCAGUUUUAAGUGUUCAUGUGUAUCCGAAUAGCAAAUUUUAAAUUCACAACCGUACACGCUCAGAA
This is a messenger RNA of Pocillopora meandrina, 676 nucleotides long. The record is from the annotation of a GenBank genome assembly. NCBI's taxonomy places the organism in Eukaryota, Metazoa, Cnidaria, Anthozoa, Scleractinia, Pocilloporidae.